UUCUGUUCCGUCCCACCAAUGGUCGUUUAAUUUCGCCUUCUAAUCAACUAUUUUCAGGGGCGCGCGCUGUCGCGAGGCUGCGUCUGACAGAUGGUCUGGCCAUUUCCUACUCAUUCCAAUAUGCUAGUGAGUGCUCCGUGCCCUUCGCCAGGGGCCCGAGGGGGUUCCGGGGUGCGCAGGCGCUGUACUUUUUACUAGUGUGGUAGUGUCUCAGAUGUUCAUCCUACUACUGUCUUGCUCUUGGACAGUCUUCCUUCCUGCCUUCGUGCCUGCCUGCGGAACCAUGGCCUUUGGAUCUUGUCCUCAGCACUAACAGCAAACCACAUUGGAUGGUGGUACAUCGCUACUACACGACCAUUACCGAUACCCCAUAGUAGCGAUACGGUCACCUCAUUAUCUUGCAGCAAGGAGACUUCCAAUUCUGUCUGGUUCAGUGUUUCCUCACGAGAUUUGAACGACGCGGCCGCACCGCAACCGCUUCGCGAGAGAGCGCAGAGGUUGUCUCGGACGACAAGUCGCGACGAGCGGACGAGUCUUGCGACGCGAAAAGUCCAGAGAUUUGCAAAUCUGAAGCCGAUAGCGCUUGACAUAACCGUGCCGACAUCGCGGCCGCGCCUCGAAAUAUAUACCCUUGCCUUACACUCUAUUCGCAUCUCGAGCGACUUCGAUGCCUCCGCGAGUGUCGCUCCUGCGAAUCCUCCUCAUCCCGCCGACGGUCUGGCUCGCGCUGGUCGCGCUGUGGAUCUUUCUCCCUGUGAACCCGGUCGAGUGGAAUGAUGAUCCUUCGCAAUAUCUCUGGGAUGGGGGCGUGGUGACGAGGGUGUAUAACUUCGCCGACUUCUUCCCCUUAAAUGACCCUUUGCCCUCUGUGCAAGAAGCCCGCAACACCCGACGCACUUCCUUCGCCGUCGACUACCACUACUGUUCUCUCACAGGAGAGUUGACAAUCAGCGGUAAUGGCGCCGGCGCCGGUGUAUCAAAAUGCCAGUCUGCAUCCCGCCACUGUUCAGGUAGCCGGACGUUACAGAGCUCAGACGACGAAUCUCAGUCACAAACGCAAACCGGACCGACAUCAAGACCAGAACGAACGAAUUCGAGCCACCACCUCCAUAGCGAUAGUCACAUCUACAACAUCUCUGCGCUCCUCUAUUCGUCGACCUUACCGCACGUCUCUGCCCCGUUCAUUUUGCAUGCCAAAGCCGGUGAUCCGGUGGAUGAGACAGCAGACGAAGGGUUCAGUAUCAUGCUACCUUCGUUUCCGGAGGCCGAUGCAACGCUGUUGUCUUGGGAGAUUUAUCGGGAAGUGGCCGAGUUGCCGUUGAGAAUGAGGGCUGUCGAUGAGAGUACUGUGCAGAUCUGGCCUGAUUCCAAGUACUGGGAUGCAGACCGAGCCAAAGGCCUUCGCAACCCCGGCGACACACCUCAGAAAUUCCCACCCUUGCUAUCCAUCAAGUUCAAUACGACAAAGCUCAAAUCGCCACCCACGACCGUCGUCGACACCCAUCUCCCGUUCCGAAUUCAAUUUCCCAACCCCGGAUCCGAGCCCAAUUCAUCACCUUCCCAGACCUUUGUCAUCCGUCGCACCAUCUGCUCCCUCGUCGUUCCCGUCACGUUGUACCUCGACCAAUUUUUCGAUGUCUUCAUCUACGCAAGUAUCACGCUACUAAUCCAAAUUGCGCGCCUGAGCCUUGUUACCCUCGCCAUCUAUUUCUGCAUCGUGCUUGCGUGCUGGAAAUCCAAGGGGUCGCCACCGUUUACUCAGUUCGUCAGGACGUUUUGGUUGACCAAGGUCCCUGUGGCGUGUCUCUCGGCAUUCAGUGUUUGGUGCGGACUGUCUCGUACUCGAGAUCCAGAAGCGUGUUAUGGUGACGACGAGUAUAUUCGUGAUGAGAAGGAGAAGUACCUCUACCAUCAGAAUGAUGAUCCUGAAGGUCAAGCUACCGGGGGACAUCGGCCUUUGACUGGUGUGAGGGACUUUUUCCUCAGUCGAUCGCCACUGGACGAUCUGUUGGUUACGUUUGAGGCGACGAGAGGGCUCGUCAGGCCUUGGUCCGAUAGAAGCAGAAACCAGAAUUGGAACUUGGAUGGGCAUUCGGCUUGGAACGGAAUCAAAGUUCGCUUUUGGGCGGUGGUGAGACGCGCAAAUGUGGCGGUUGGUUGUGAAGAAGAUGACCGGACGGAGCACACCUGGCGUCGGGACUGGGAUUCACGAGACAACGAGGGUUGGAACCAGCCGCGGAAACGGGAGCAGGAUGAGGAGCGACGUAUGCUUCAUUCUCAGGCACUGUCCCGCUCACGCUCGCGGUCUCAGCCGUCGCCUCAGUCUCGACCUCGACCUCAGACAAAGUCGCAGUCGCAGACUCCGUCAAGAUCUCAGGUUCGGCUUUUUGGUGAAGCCAGUACCACCAGCGAUGGAUUGGAUAAGAGUACCUAGUUGCUGUCUUCUAGUUUUUUGAUUCAUUAUGGAAACGAAUAACAGCGAUUUUUGGGACUCAUUAAAUCUUUGUAUCUGGUCCAGCACGGCUUCAGUUAAUCGCUGGCGGACUGGAGAAGCUAUAUAUUUAUAAAGACAAUUGCAGUACCACCUUAAUGUAAAUGCAGUAUGCCCUACCGUUGCUAUGAUGCUACAGUACCAGCAGAACUCUGGGG
This is a messenger RNA of Exophiala dermatitidis NIH/UT8656, 2649 nucleotides long. RefSeq lists its product as uncharacterized. Lineage: Eukaryota; Fungi; Ascomycota; Eurotiomycetes; Chaetothyriales; Herpotrichiellaceae. Bases 668 to 2434 code for a protein of 588 amino acids. The record is from RefSeq and is a predicted model, not a curated record. The transcript has 3 exons.